This is a messenger RNA of Carassius gibelio (silver crucian carp), 918 nucleotides long. It is a transcript of the gene ccdc160, whose product is annotated as coiled-coil domain containing 160. The record is from RefSeq and is a predicted model, not a curated record. The transcript has a single exon. The coding region runs from base 1 to 918 and encodes 305 amino acids. NCBI's taxonomy places the organism in Eukaryota, Metazoa, Chordata, Actinopteri, Cypriniformes, Cyprinidae.
AUGGAAAUGAAUUAUCAAGACGAGUCCAGCUCCAGAGAUGACACCCAUUGGGUGGAGGAACUCUUCCCCCCUCGUUUCACUUUCCAAAACCUGCUGGAAAACCAGACCAACGCAAACAAACCAUGCAGCAGCUCAAUGAAACCACCUUCAGCCUUCUCCACAGACAUAGAUGAACCCCACAGGAGCCACAGAAGGGACAUAUACCUGAAAGCUUUGAAAGAGGUUCAGCAAACUGAGCGACUGCACAAAAAGGAGGCCCUAGAGAAGAUAAUUAUUAGGCCUGUUGAUGAAGGAGAGACCACAGAAAAUCCUAAAGACCAGAGCGAGACUGCAGGACAGAGGUGCAUUUGGAAUGAGAGGGACAUCACCAAACUGCGGGCUGGUUUUGAAGAAGUAGAGAGGGACAGAUGGAGACUAAAGCGACAGCUCAGUUGUUCAGAGGAGCAGCUUAAAGCAGAACAUCAUGAAAGGAUGAAGCUGGAAGGCCUGGUGGAGAAGCUGGAGGAACAGUUAAGCCUUUCCAAAAAAAGGGCUGCGCGUCAGGCCCUCAUGAUAAACGAUCUGAAGUCAGAGAGCCAAAAAAUGAACGCUCAGUUACAUAAGCUGACGAUAAAGGUCAGGGAAACAGAAGAAGAGGCAGACAGGUGGAAGACAAGUCUGAGGAAAGCAAAAGAGGACGUGCAGCAGAUCACACAGGAGCGCUCCAACCUCGCAUGGGAACUGGAAAGAGCGCAGGCGCAAUUGAAAUCUGAAGGAGACAGACUGGAAAAAGCAGCUCAGAUAGAGAAAGAGGCUGUGCUCCUGAGGCUUCAGAGAGAGGUGGAGCAGACCCGAUCCGAUCUGUGCGCAGAGAGAGAGAGUCAUGCACAGAGCCGCACAGCCCUCCAGCUCUUACGCAGACACUUUAGCAGCCAAUAA